CUGCGGCUCCGUCGGCGUCGGGUGAAGCACCUCGAGCGGCGCCAACAGUGAUAGAAGGGUAAAAGCCGCGCGAUGAUGCCCCACGGAUUCUACCCCUACCCGCCCGGGCGCGAGGGCGCGCCCCCGCCGCGCCCCCCGGGGGGCCAGAUGGCCCCGCCCCCGGGGAGCGAGCCCAUGGUCGCGCCCGGCGGCCCCUACGGCCCGCCGCCGCCCGGCGCCGUCUUCUACGCGCCCAUGAUGCACCACCAGUUCGGCCCGCCCCCCCCGGGGUGGAUGCCCAUGCCGCCCGACGGCAAGGGCCUGCCGCCGGGCGCCGCCGGCGCGCCCGCGCCCAUGGGCCCGAACGUCCGCGGCGUGCCCGACAUGCAGUACCUCGCGGCGCAGGGCGCGAUGCGGGGCGCGGCCUACGCCGACGGCGAGCAGCCCAAGAAGGCCGCGCGGAAGCGCAAGAACGCGCCCAAGGUCAACCGCCAGCGCAUGGGCUACAGCGACGACCCCAAGGACGAGUGCUUCGAGACGCUCCGGUUCACCGACAGCCUGCGGUCGCAGUACAACAACGCGAUCCGCCACUUCGUCGCCUACGUCAAGUCCAACGGCCUCGACCCGGAGCAGGCCGUCGUCUUCGUCCACGAGGACGGCACGGUCAAGGACGACGAGCUCCGCAACUUCGCCAUCUACCUCCACGACCAGGACACGGUCACCGACUCCGUCUUCCGCAACUGCCUCAAGUGGAUGCAGAAGAACCUCGAGGCCCAGUUCUCCAAGCUCAAGCUGCCGACGCCCAAGGCCUACGUGAGCCGCAUCCAGGGCAUGCGCAAGCUGAACCACGCGCAGCGCCCGAAACAGCUCGCGCAGCGCGCCAUCUCCAACGCCAAGGACGCGGAGCUCUACCGCAAGCUCAACGCGGAGCAGCGCCACGAGGCGCCGCCGCAGGCCUCCACGAAGUUCACGCUUCGGCGCGUGGACCUCGACCUCCAUCGGCGCCGUCAGCGCGUCGUCGGCGCCGCCGUCGGUCUCAGCCUGAUGCCUCUCUUCCGCGGGCGGCGGCUGUCGUUCACGAAGAAGACGGCGGGCGCGAGCCCGAGCCGCGUGACGCCCGAGCACGCCGCGGCCCUCGCCGACCCGGUCAUGCAGACCAUGCGGGCCCAGCUCUUCCGGGAGGAGGCGCUGCGGGCGCCCGGGGACAAGACGUACGAGGUGCCCAUGCCCCGGUCCUACGACGACUUCGUGCGCCAGGCGAGCCGACAGCGCGCGCCGUCGUUCGAGGAGACGAGCCGGCGGCGCCUCGCGGCCGCCGGCGGCCGGCCCGCGCCGCGCGUGCGGCCCGUCGCCGGCGGCAAGAUCUACGUCGUCGCGCGCGUCGACGACGCGGGCCUCCUCGAGGCGCUGAGCGCCGUCGCUUCCGAAGACCGCGGGCGCUCGACGCUCGCGCGGCGCGUCGAGCGCGACGAGCUCAAGCACCAGCUCCUGGAGAGCGCGAUCAAGCGAGAGAUCAUCAAGGCCGAGGAGCUCCGGCGCGAGGAGAAGCGGCGCGCGCGCGCGGCGAUGGCGCCCGCGGACCGCGCCGUCGCCGACUCCUACGCCGGCGCGAAACCCUUCGCGGAGCAGUUCCAGAAGGAGGCGUCCAAGGGCAGCCGCUACGCGGCGGCGCGCGACGCGUUCUGGGGCGGCGACGACGACGAGACCGACUACCAGGAGGAGGUCCUCCAGUUCCGCGCGAAGCAGGCCGCGAAGCGCCGCGCGCGGCGCCAGUCCGCCGACGCGGACCGCCGCGCGCGCGCGGAGGCCGACCGGGCGCGCGAGCGGCGGGAGGCCGAGGCGCGCGCGGACCGCGACCGCGCCGCGCGCGCCGAGGCGGCCAGGGCCGCCGAGGCCGAGCGGCGGCGCGCCGCGGCGCGCGACCGCGACGAGCGCGCGCGGCGCGCCGAGGAGGCCGCGCGGCCGCCGCCGCCGAAAGCGCGCGCGGCGACGCCGCUCCCCGGCCGGCGGCCGCCGCCGCCGCGGCCCGCGACGAGCGGCGGCGGCCGGAGCCUCGACGACCUCGCGGCGUCGACGGGGCCCAUCGCCUACGAGGCCAUCGCCUGGCUGCCGACGACGAGCGGCUGGGGCGGCCUCGGCCUCGACCCGUCGUCGCCCGCGGACGCGAAGCGCAGGGCCGCGCGCGCGGCCCUGCUCAAGUGGCACUCCGACAAGUUCCACGCCAAGUUCGGCGGCCGCAUCGGCGAGGCCGACCGGGAGCGCGCGAGCUCGCUCAACGAGGAGGACUUCGCGUACCUCGGGAAGGCCUGCGUCGUCGUCGAGAAGCGCCAGUGCGAGAAGGGAAAGCCCUGCGAGACCUACCUGGAACCGGAACGGCGACGACGUUUAGCCCAGACGAAGAAGGAGAAGAAGGAGGAGAAUCGGAAGAAGAAGAAUAAGAAGAAUCGGUGCCAGCGGGUCCGGUGGCAGUACUUCUUCCGCGUCGAGCCGGGCGCCGCGGCCCUCGCGGGCCUCGACGCGUCCGCGCUGCUCCGGUCCGAGCGGAAGCACGGCUGCAAGGGCGAAAAGUACGUCAACGACACCGUCGACUGCUGGGCGCCGCGCCGCGCGCCGGCCGACGAAUGGCGGUGCGCGCGCCCGGAGUGCGUCAAGCUCGUGGACCCAUCCGAAGACAUCAAAAAGCUCGAAAUGGAGAUCGGGACCGCCGCGGCAAAUGCGAUUACCUCGAUGAUCUGCGGGUUCGUCUUCGCCUGGUGGUGCUGGCUCCUGUUCCAGUACUGGUUCUACGCGCCCGAGCGCCACUUCCGCGACGGGCCCCACGGCUGGCAGGGCCACGCGACCUUCAUCCCCUGCGUCGGCUUCCUGAAGAGACCGAACUACGACGCCGGCGAGUACCCCGACCCGCCGCCGGCCCUCGUCCAGCUCGCGCCUUCUCCGCACCCGAAGCCCUACGUCGCCCAGACCCCCGUCGUUGUGCUGGAGGCCCCGCCGCGCGUCCUGCGGGUCGCUAUCCCGCCGGGCGCCGCGCCGGGCGCCGUCAUCCACGCGACCGCGCCGACGGGCGAGAGGGUGGCCGUCACGGUGCCCCCCAACGCGCCCGCCGGCACGGUCCUCCAGGUCGGCUACUGA
Messenger RNA from Aureococcus anophagefferens, 3108 nucleotides. RefSeq lists its product as hypothetical. The record is from RefSeq and is a predicted model, not a curated record. NCBI's taxonomy places the organism in Eukaryota, Pelagophyceae, Pelagomonadales, Pelagomonadaceae. Bases 73 to 3108 code for a protein of 1011 amino acids. The transcript is spliced from 3 exons.